AUGGCUGCUCCUUCAACGGUCCUUCGACGCAGCCAGGGCAAGUCGAAGAACGGCUGCAAGACAUGCGUUGGCAGGAGAAUCAGGUGCGAUCAGGCUAAGCCAGCGUGCCAGAAGUGCACACGCAGUGGGCGGGAAUGCAUCUACGCGAGCGUCCCGGGAGAGGCACUCUCAGAGCACGCGACCUCGAUGGCAUGGCUCGACGACAUUGACGGCUCUUGCCAAGCAUGGAGGGACACGGGAGAGACCCCUUUCCCUAUACUGAUGGUUCCGUCAUCGCUCGACUGGCAUGGCCUUGAUGCCCGCGGCCUUCGAUACUUCUAUUACAUCGCCUCGCUCGGGGACGUGCUGGACCGGAACAACAGUCGGCAUUUCUGCCUCUGGUGGAUGGGCUAUGACCUAGGCCUCCAAAUGGCAGCGAGUAUCGACUACGUCGCGUACGCCCAUAUCCUCGUGGCGGCCAAUCGACUCGGCAGGGUGACAAAACUGGCCAGCGUCAUGGAGGAUGCACAACACUACCAGGGGCUGGCGAUCAAGGGUUUACGACGCGCACUCGCCUCGUUCUCGAAAGAAAACGCCGACGCCGUCCUUGGAGCAUCCAUCUCGCUGAUGAAUCAGCAGCAAACCCCGGCUGAAUGGCAGAGAGUCACGCAGGGCACGGCAGCCGUGAUCAAGGCCAUGGGACCAGCAUGGAUCAAGACUUCCUCGCACUGGCCGGUCCUCAAACACAUCUACCACGCCACGGAAUCCACCACUGUCGUGAAGAGCGAGCCAUCCGCCGACCCGAAGACCACGUGUCCCAUGGUAACCGUCCAGUCUGUCGGAGCUGCGGUCGAGUUCCUACUCGACCAAGGCGUGACCGCGCUCAACCGACUCGCGACAUGCACGAGGGCCCGCAAAGAGCUCUGCACAACGGCGCGGGGUCUGGCGGACAUGCUCCGCCUGGCCCACGCGAAGCACCAAGCCGGCCAGAAGCACGACCCGUUCUGGCUGGCCCAUCCUUUCUGCGAACUCACCAACCGGGAAGCCAUAUCCUUCACGGACAUCCAUGCUUCGAAUCCCUUUGUCCUCGUCAUCCUGGCACACAUGUACAGCGCGCUGGUCGUCCUGUCGAUGCUGUACCCUGAGCUCGACACCGCAUGGUUCAUUGGCAUUCGUCUACACUCGCUGGACGGACUGGCGCGGUACUUCCGAACCGUCGCGGCGAUCGACUGCGAAGUCUGCCGCGAGGCGCACAAUAGUCACGAACUGCUGGCCUUCCCCUGCAAUGCAAUGCAAGCGUACCGACAGUGGCGGAGGGAUCAGCACUCCGUGUUGUCGCAAGAGGGUCACUGCGAGUCAUUGGUGGGAGUGGACCACAAGCAGAGCAUCUCAGCUCCGGUGUGGAAAUGCCAUCCAUAA
Messenger RNA from Cladophialophora yegresii CBS 114405, 1398 nucleotides. RefSeq lists its product as uncharacterized. The record is from RefSeq and is a predicted model, not a curated record. NCBI's taxonomy places the organism in Eukaryota, Fungi, Ascomycota, Eurotiomycetes, Chaetothyriales, Herpotrichiellaceae. The transcript is spliced from 3 exons. Gene Ontology annotation, molecular function: DNA-binding transcription factor activity, RNA polymerase II-specific; zinc ion binding. Gene Ontology annotation, biological process: regulation of transcription by RNA polymerase II. Bases 1 to 1398 code for a protein of 465 amino acids.